AUGCCGAAUCGAGGCGGAAAGAAGAAAAGUCACGAUCAUCCACUCUACAUGCGAUCGGAGUACGGUUUCGAUGAGGUGAAGAAAGAUCGGACUCUCAUUCGGCCACCAGAAGAAGAACAAAAUAGACCACCACUGCAGCAGUCAAGAGCCUUCUACAACCAGAAUCGAGACUCUGCUGGAUACGAGGAGCAGCCUGGACGGGGUAGAGGUCGAGGAAGAGGAAGAGGAAGAGGAAGAGGUGGUCGGGGUGGUGCAAAUCGAGGCAAUGGAGGAUAUGCAGCUGGUUUGGGAGGUUCUGUGCAUUCUACAAGACCACAAAAUCAUCACCAAAAUCACCCACGAGAAAGCUACAGCUACAAUAAUGGAGAUCCGUACGCGAGUUUUUCGACUAGUCGAAGGAGUCAUCCCCGCCAUGACCGUCUGAGCAGUCCGGAGUACGAUCAGCAACAGCGAGACGACUACGAGCAGCCCCAGCACCGAGAUUAUCACCAAUCGCUGCCAAGAGAAAGGAAUGACCCUUUUGGUCAUCAGGCCAGGCAAAGAAAUGAUUGGAAUCGGGAUUCCCACAAUUCCUACAACUCCAAUCGGCAACUGGAUCGCUACUCUAUAAAUCGCGGCUACAACGAGCGAAGCAACAACGCUCGAGUCGACCAUCAUCGAGAAGAGCGCGACGAUGAAAGAAAUUUUUAUCGGCAACGCGAAAAUCAGCCGCAGUCCAACCAGCCGAACUCUGAGAGAUGUGAGAAUUCCGAUCAACAGAGACAACAGCCAUCGCGAGAGUACCGACAAAAUGGUGUCGGAUCUCUCCAAGUGCAACGAACGAAUGUCAGAUCGAAAUACGAAGAUCCGAGACACCAUCCACAAGCCUCAAUUCGUCACCAGUAUCAGCAAAAGAGUCAUCAAAGACAAAAAGUGUACACAAACCACGAUGAUCGAAUCGACAAUGAAGAACCCUUGCCAAGCAAUUUCGAUGUAGACGAGGAUGAAUUGGAAUCGAUUUUUCAACCAACCAAUUCCAGAAACAACAAUCGAGCCGAUCGAGAAAGCGCCAAUUCAUCGCAUCAAAUUCGAAAUUUCGACAAUCAAGACGACUAUCAAAUGCAAGCUGGACCUUCAAAUGGACACAGUUAUAGCCACCAACCACAGGAUUACGACGAAAAUCAAUCUCGCGGUCACUCCCUGAUCUUAUCUGGAAGUCACAGAAGCCAGAUAAGCGAGCGGACGCUGGCACUCGAAAAUGUGCCCGAGCACGAAUUGGAGAAUUUUGCUCCUGUCGAAAUAUCAACAACACCUCGAUCAAAUGACAUCGACUCGAGACUCGAGACGCUAAAGGUCAGUCCAUCAACUUCAUCAACUUUUCAUCCAAGAUUAGCACCUGCGAAUCGAAGAGGAUUACAAAAAGUACUCCUGACAACAAAUCAUUUCCGUUUGAAAUUAAAUGACGAUCAAGAGGUUUUCCGAUAUGAUGUCAAUGUGGAAAUCGUUGGAAUGGACGAUUAUGGAAGAGAGACCGUUCAACAAAUGUGCCGAGGACCGAGAGAUGAUGGAGAGGCCACCAGGCGGCAUGAACUCGUUCGAUUAGCUGUACGAACAGCACUCGAAGCAUACAGAUUACUCGAUGAAAGAAUUGGUGCGGCUGUUUACGACGACGCGGCGAUUCUCUUCACAAAUCAUUCUCUGACUGCAGCACUUAAACCACACAAUGGCACGAUCACAAUCGCUGUCUCGCAACUACCAGAACGAGCACGACAACUGAUCUCAAGCCUAAAUGCUCGAGAGUUUCAAAUCACGAUUCAACCGUGCACUCAAUCUACUCAUCGCUUUACACUUGGCGAAGCGAAAAGUGAAGCGUUUUCUAGUGGAAUUGAGGGAGAAGAUCGAUCAUUGAGACAAUUCUUGGAACUACUCACGAAUCAAAGUGCACAGAAUAGCCGAAAUUACAUCUUCUACGGACAAGGCAUGGGCUUUCUGACGAGAAAGGAUUUGAAAGAGGACACGAAAUGUGGACAUGAGAAGAGAUACGGCGUUUCAAAGGGGAUUCAUCUGCAAUUGGGUGAUGGAAAAGAGACUCUCGUCCCGGCAUUAGUCCUCGAUGCCAAGACAGGCACUUUCUUCAAGAGUCAGAGCCUCGUUGAGUUGAUUUGUGAGAUCAACGGAUGGAGAAGACCGGAUGAGGCACGAUGGAACAGGGAAACACUUCAAUUUACACACAAUCAUAUCAAAGGUAUUCGACUUCAUCCCGAUCACAGUUCGGGGACAUUUCUCUGCGCUGGCCUUCACACAAACGCUGAAAAUCGAGCAAUCACCAUUCUGGAAUGCAUUGAACCUCCCCUUGCAUCGGGGCAACCAUCAAUGCCAUCAAUCGAGAAAUAUGCAAAUUUGGGCUACAAAAUUCGAUUAACAAAUUGGCCAAUGGUGAUAGCAAGAAUUGGCGAGAAACGUGGACCCUUCGACGGGAUGCUGCGAGUACACCCAGCUGAGUUGCUUCACGUUUCCGAGAAUCAACGAGUCCCUCUGCACAAGGCAUUAAAAGAUGCUGAUGCCGCCCAGAAACCCCAUCAACGCUGGACAAUGAUCCAACAGCACAUGUAUGAACUUGAUUUAGCUGGUGGUGGCAAUUCGCUGAUGUCAAGAUUCGGUGUCCAGAUCGCUAAAAAGGGCAUCGAAGUCGAGGGAUUUAAACGAGAACCUCCUCAACUCACCUCAGCCGGCGGGAGGAAACUCGAGACACUAGCGAACAAUGCCUCAUGGCGCACGAAGGGUCAUCGUUUCGCUAAAGCCGCUCACAUUGUUGUCCUUUUCGUUGCCUGGAACGCAGAAAGCCGAAUGCGAGUGCUGAUCGAGAAAUUCGCGCACAAAAUCCGAUCCGAUGCUCAGAAUAAAGGAAUGCGGAUUGAUAGGCUCGAAGUUCAACCAGAGCCAACAAAUUUGAGAGAAGAGCUUGCAAAGGGUGGCCUAUUCAAGAGGGCAGUCUCCUCUCAACCCGCAAAAGUUGAUCAUCCAAAAAUCCUCGUCAUCUACAUCGAUCCGGAGAAGCAGAAAACCCAUGGACAAUUGAAAUUGGCUGAAGUUCGCUUUCAAGUCGUCACCCAGCAUAUCACUUUAGAGAAAGUCAAAAAAUCUCUCGAAUCUCAACAGAGCACUCUCGUCGAGAAUAUUCUACUGAAAAUGAACGUGAAAAUGUUGGGCUUAAAUCAUUCGAUUGUGCCGGAGAACUUUGCAAAGAGAGAAUGGUUUGGCGAUUCACUAAUCAUCGGCUACGAUGUCUCCCAUCCAACAGGGCUCACUGCCGAAGCAAAAUCCUUAGGCCAUGCCUCCGAGAAUCCGUCCGUCGUUGGAUUCUCCGCCAACGUUGGCCCAUCAAGAGAUUCAUUUGUCGGAGAUUUCGCUUAUCAAGACGCGUUAAAAGAAAGAGUCAAUGAGGAAUUGCUGACAGAAAGAGUGAAAUGGAUUUUGAAGUUGUGGCGAAAGAAUCGAUCUGACAAGCUACCAUCAACAAUUUUCGUUUUUCGUGAUGGUGUCUCCGAAGGACAGUACAAAAUGGUUCAAGAAAGCGAGCUUUGGGCGAUUAAGAGAGGUUGCGAGGAAUACGAGAACGGUUAUAUGCCAAGAUUUGUGCUUAUCAUUUGUACAAAGAGACAUAACACGAGAUUUGCGAAAGAACAUCGCAUCGGUCGAAACGUCGAAUUGGUGAAUGCGGACGCGAUGACGGUAGUCGAUACGGAUAUUGUAAGACCGGAUAUGACCGAAUUCUUUGCCCAAACACAUACACCCGUCCAGGGAACGGGCAAGAUGACGAAAUACGAGUUGCUCGUGAGUGACCUCCCAGAAAUGACUCAAGACACUCUCCAGUCAUUGACAAUGGCCCUAGCCUUUCAGCACCAGAUCACCGCCGCACCAAUCUCAUUGCCAGAACCCGUCUAUCAAGCGGACGAAUGGGCAAAACGGGGAAAUGACGUUUUCAAAGCAUAUAGAGAUCUCGCCUAUCGACUGCCGCGCAAGGGAACAAAUCGUAUCGAUAAGAAAAACGACGUAGAUUGGGAGAAAUUGACGCAAGAUCUUUCCUAUAUGAAUAAGCCAUUGGAUGGGACAAGAGUCAACGCA
This is a messenger RNA of Mesorhabditis belari, 4104 nucleotides long. NCBI's taxonomy places the organism in Eukaryota, Metazoa, Nematoda, Chromadorea, Rhabditida, Rhabditidae. The record is from the annotation of a GenBank genome assembly.